CCCUGCACGCUGCUUUAAUAUCUAGGUUAGCGGAUGUGACGUCAGGGCCCAGCCCCCCGUGACUAGCUGUAAUCUGUCUAAGCCAUCUUUGUAACCUUUCAUCGCAGCACAUGCUGGAUAAACAAUAAAAAAACUAUAUGUAAUAAUUACUGGUAAUGUUUCAACUUAAAACCCAGUUUGAUGGUGAUGCUAAAUUUCUUGAUAUCUUCGCCCAUGCAGCUUUUAUUCUGAAGGUCUCGGCGGGUCAUUUGGUUCUGCUCAAAUUUCUAAGAGCAAAAAUAAAGUUUCAUGAAAAAUCUGCGAUCUAAUUAUACUUUUCAUCUGCCACACGACAGGUUUCGUACGAGAAACAAAUAUUUUGAAGGAUUUGACGACGUGAUCUGUUUGGCUUCUUUUAUUUUGACAGUCUAUUCCGGAAGUGAGUGUGCGUAGCGGCGAACUUGAUGCCAGUCUGCAGUGGACAACCUGAACCGACACGGUCUUCCGAUCCGCCAGCGUCUCCAUCCUCAGGAUUUUCGCUAAACUAACGGAUUCUUUCGGUUCUGGAGAAGCUGUGGAGGCGGUAACCAUCAUGGUGUUCGGAGUUCGGUCUGCUGGACGGUUCGGUUGGUGAAAAAGUUAAAGAACCAACAAGCCCUCCAGGUGGAGCCGUGUCCCUCUCAGAUGUGUCGUGUGACCCCGGCCGACCCCCAGCUGAUGCAGCAGGAAGCUGCGCGGCGCUGGGCGCAGCAGGAGGGAUGACAUGGAGAGCGGGGAGACGCGCGCGCAGCUGGAGACGCCAUCUUUACUCUCUUCUUCCCUCUAGAAGCCCUCAGGACGUCGCAGGAACGUAUUUUUCUACCGUUUUCUACCCAGAGCUGAUUUUUGCUACGAGCUGCGAAGCCAUAUUGGACCGGCGCCGGGAUGAGCUCCGAGGCCUUCCAGUACCGGGCGCUGUACGACUACAAGAAGGAGCGGGAGGAGGACAUCGACCUGCACGUGGGGGACAUGCUGCUGGUCAGCAGGGGGGCGCUGCUGGCGCUGGGCUGCGGCAGCGGGGACGAGGAGCGGCCGUCUGAGAUCGGCUGGCUGCCGGGCUUCAACGAGACCACGCAGGAGAAAGGCGACUUCCCAGGAACGUACGUGGAGUUCGUCGGCAGGAAGAGGAUGUCCCCGCCCACUCCGAAGCCCCGCCCACCCAGACCGCCAUCCGCCGCGUCCCUGAGGACCGACUCGGAGUCGGAGGGUUUGGUUCUGCCGGACCUGCCGGAGCAGUUCGGACCUCCAGACACGGCGCCGCCGCUCCUCAGCAGACUGAUGGAGCUCAUAGAGACCAAAGGUUCCGACAGCCUGGUUCUGUACCGCAGCAUGAGUGGAGGGGUUCUGGACACCCGGCAGCUGGCCGACACCGAGCCGGAGCAGCUGGACGUGCCGUCUCUGUGUGACGGGGUGGUCCGGUUCCUGCAGGACCUGCCCGGUCCGAUCCUGCCCGCCUCGCUGCAGGCCGACAUGAGCCACGCCGUCCAAGAGGUCCGGGACCCGGAGGAGUGCGCCCAGGUUCUGCGGGGCGUGGCGAGCUCGCCGGCCUGCCCGGCCCAGUUCGGGCUGACCCUGCUCAGCGUGGUCCGGCACCUGGCCCGGCUCUGUCUGCACGGCUCCAGGAACCAGCUGAGCCCGCGGGUUCUGGCCGAGAACUUCAGCCCGCUUCUGUUCAGGCAGCCCCCUGGGUCCGAUUCCGCUCUGGAUCCUCUGGUUCAGGCUCUGGAGGUUCUGAUCACCAGCGAACUCAACAUGACCCAAGCAGCACCAGCUCUGCCUCCCAAACCAGUGAAGGCCUCCACUGCUGCUCCCCCCAGCAGCUUCAACCACAGCAUCUCCCUGCAGGACGCCGAGUGGUACUGGGGGGACAUCUCCAGGGAGGAGGUGAACGAGAAGCUGAGAGACACGGCCGACGGCACCUUCCUGGUGCGGGACGCCUCCACCAAGAUGCACGGAGAUUACACCCUGACCCUCAGGAAGGGAGGCAACAACAAGCUGAUCAAGAUCUUCCAUCGGGACGGGAAGUACGGCUUCUCUGACCCGCUGACCUUCAGCUCGGUGGUGGAGCUCAUCAACCACUACCGCCACGAGUCUCUGGCCCAGUACAACCCCAAGCUGGACGUCAAGCUGCUCUACCCGGUGUCCAAGCACCAGCAGGACCAGGUGGUGAAGGAGGACAGCGUGGAGGCCGUGGGCAAGAAGCUGCACGAGUACCACCUGCAGUACCAGGAGAAGAACCACGAGUACGACCGGCUGUACGAGGAGUACACCAGAACGUCGCAGGAGAUCCAGAUGAAGCGCACCGCCAUCGAGGCCUUCAACGAGACCAUCAAGAUCUUCGAGGAGCAGUGCCAGACGCAGGAGCGCUUCAGCAAGGAGUACAUCGACAAGUUCCGCCGCGAGGGCAACGACAAGGAGAUCCAGAGGAUCAUGGAGAACUACGACAAGCUGAAGUCUCGGAUCAGUGAGAUCGUGGACAGCAAGCGCCACCUGGAGGUGGACCUGAAGAAGCAGGCGGCCGACAACCGGGAGAUCGACAAGAAGAUGAACAGCAUCAAACCGGACCUCAUCCAGCUCCGCAAGACCCGGGACCAGUACCUGAUGUGGCUGACCCAGAAAGGAGUCCGGCAGAGGAAGCUGAACGAGUGGCUGUGCAUGAAGAACGAGACCACCGAGGAUGAGUACAGCACGGUGGAGGACGAGGAGGACCUUCCUCACCACGACGAGCGGCUGUGGCGUCUGGGGAACAUGAACCGGCUGCAGGCCGAGGGCCUGCUGCGCGGCAAGCGGGACGGAACCUUCCUGGUCCGGGACAGCAGCAAGCCGGGCUGCUACGCCUGCUCCGUGGUGGUGGACGGCGAGGUCAAGCACUGCGUCAUCAACAAGACCGGCACCGGCUUCGGGUUCGCCGAGCCGUACAACCUGUACGGGUCGCUGAAGGAGCUGGUUCUGCACUACCAGCACACAUCGCUGGUCCAGCACAACGACUCGCUCAACGUCACGCUGGCCUUCCCCGUCUUCAGCCCGCAGCGCCGGUGACCUCUGACCCCAACACGGCGCCACGCUGGCCUUCCCCGUGACCUCUGACCCUGUACGACCUGGCUCGGGAUCAGAACCGGUCUCCUCUCUGCUGGGAUCACAUGGGAACCAAAGAAAACCCAAUAAUCAAUAUCUCUGAUGUUCAAGGCCCAAAUCAACACACUGGCCAAGCAAGAUGGCCGCCCUGGGCUUUGUGACUUCACUCUGCGUUACGGCUGGCGAUUCUUUUAGUGACCCAGUGUUCUAUCGACUGUUCUGACCAUUAAUCGGUUAAUAGAAAUGUGAUAAUUUGAUACCAGAUUUUCAUAUUUGCUCAUCCUGACUGUUACUUUUCUGUAGUUUAGAGAAUUAAACUGUUAACAAUAAUAGCUCAAUUUUUAAAUGAACCUGGACAAAAUUAUACAAAAAUAUGAAAUUUAAUGAUGAACCUGCAGGCUCACAGAGACCCCAGGUCAGUUUUCAGGUUAUGUUUUCAUCUUCGGUGAGUUUAAUGCCCAAACAUUCGUAGCUUCUGCGUUAGCGACGGCCGUGCUGAGUGUUUCUGCUGCUCUUCAGCUCAGGCUGCCAGACUCCACUUCGUUCAAAGAUGCUGAUUGGUCCCUGCAACAUAACGACACGUUGAUGCAGAUCAUUUACCCUGAGGCAUUUUAGUAAUGGCGGCUCUGGGGUCGCUGCAGGCAUCGUUUCAGCUGCGUCGCCAUGGAGCCCAAACGGCCAAUCGGUUUCAUCUUCAGAAACCCAACAGCCACGUUUAUCUCCAGACCUAAAACUAAACCUUAACAGCAAUAAAUCUGCCUGAUGGCGCCCCCUGCUGGUGGCCGACCACCCUGCAGGUCCAUGUGAUCCCGACCUCCAAACCCUGGUUCUGACCCGUGACCCUUGACCCCCGCCUCAUCAGUCAGCAGAAGCCAUGAUGUCGGCCGUUGGACGGCUCGUCCAGAACCUUCCUGAACACUGUGAACGCGUCAGAACUCAUCCCGUCCCACUUCCUGUUUGGUUUCAGGUGGCUGGGCUCUCCAGCGCCACCCAGAGGUCGGGAAUGAAACCCGACCAGGUUCUGGUUCUGGUUCUGGAGAGAAAUCAGGGAGAAAAGAAGAAAAGCACCAAAACCUCUGGAAUCAUUUCAGGACCAAACGUUUGUUUGGACUCGCAGGAAGUCCAGAUGUUUCUGUUCCGGAGGAAAACCAGGUACAGAGGCGGAAAUUGGCGUUACCGUGGUAACCGCAGGUACAGAGGCGGAAACUGGCGUUACCGUGGUAACCGCCUCGCGAAGCUUCGCUCCCAGGGAUAUGGAAAUAAGUUUUAAAACUUUGUUUUUUUUGUAAAAGGACGAAAGUCGUGCAUGAAAUGGGAACUUCUUCUUCUUCUCCUUGU
Messenger RNA from Poecilia reticulata (guppy), 4431 nucleotides. Its product is annotated as phosphatidylinositol 3-kinase regulatory subunit alpha-like. Gene Ontology annotation, molecular function: 1-phosphatidylinositol-3-kinase regulator activity; protein binding. Gene Ontology annotation, cellular component: phosphatidylinositol 3-kinase complex. The record is from RefSeq and is a predicted model, not a curated record. NCBI's taxonomy places the organism in Eukaryota, Metazoa, Chordata, Actinopteri, Cyprinodontiformes, Poeciliidae. Gene Ontology annotation, biological process: insulin receptor signaling pathway; phosphatidylinositol phosphate biosynthetic process.